UGAAAGGAAAAGGAGGAAUGUUGUUUGAGUUAUAAAGAGCACGAUUUUACUUUCAGGUCAGUCAGUCCAGCAGUUGCAGCCGUCCUGAAUCCUCCACUUCAUCAUGGGUUCUUCUAGCAGCUCAGACGCUUCAAAUGGAAAAUUCUUUGACAAGAAUGGAAAGGAGGUCAAACCUGGAGACCUGAUUGAGAUCUUCCGUGGUUUGUUUAAGCACUGGGCUGUUUAUGUUGGUGGUGGAAACGUCGUUCACCUCGUACCACCCGGGGGAGUAUCAGGCUCCAUCAGUGGUGGUGAUGUUGGUCUUGUUGGUGAAGGCAAAGUGUGGAAAGAGAAACUGGAGAAGGUGGUGGAGAAGAACAUGUGGAGAGUCAACAAUCUCCUGGAUGAUAAAUACACACCUCGUCCAGCUGAUGAUAUCGUGAAGACUGCCUGUUCACUGGAGGAUACAAAGAAGCAGUACAACCUGGUGAUCUACAACUGUGAACACUUCGCCACUGACAUGCGUUACGGCAAGCCUGAGAGUCGGCAGGUGUGGAACAAAGCAGCAGCAGCAGCAGCAGGAGCAGUAGCAGGAUUAGCAGUAGCAGGACCAGUAGGAGCAGUAGUAGGAGCAGUAGGAGCAGUAGCAGGACCAGUAGGAGCAGCAGUAGGACCAGAAGGAGCAGUAGUAGGACCAGUAGGAUCAGUAGUAGGAGCAGUAGGAGCAGUAGUAGGAGCAGUAGGAGCAGUAGUAGGACCAGUAGGAGCAGUAGUAGGACCAGAAGGAGCAGUAGUAGGACCAGUAGGAUCAGUAGUAGGAGCAGUAGGAGCAGUAGUAGGAGCAGUAGGAGCAGUAGUAGGACCAGUAGGAGCAGUAGUAGGACCAGUAGGAGCAGUAGUAGGACCAGUAGGAGCAGUAGUAGGAGCAGUAGGAGCAGUAGUAGGAGCAGUAGGAGCAGUAGGAGCAGCAGCAGGAGCAGCAGCAGGAGCAGCAGUAGGAGCAAGAGCAAAUGAGCUCGUCAAAUCAGUUGAGCGACUUCAGGCAUUAAAAACUAAGUAAAAGUAACUUGCGUAUCCAUGAUUCUUAUUUCAUAAAGUUUGGUCAAAUCCACAUGACCUAACCUCAGAAAUGAAGGUGUCAGUUCAGACAAGAUAAUCAAUAAUGUUUUUCUCUUCAACUGAGGAGGAGCAUGAUGUUUAUGUCAAAUAAAUCAAAUAUUUCAUAUGAUGUAAACACAAAUAUGAUUGAGGCUGAUCAGAUGAAUCAAUAAUAAAACAAAUACAUUAAAAAAUAA
This is a messenger RNA of Cololabis saira (Pacific saury), 1274 nucleotides long. RefSeq lists its product as uncharacterized. The transcript is spliced from 5 exons. Gene Ontology annotation, molecular function: A2-type glycerophospholipase activity; glycerophospholipid phospholipase A1 activity. Gene Ontology annotation, cellular component: cytoplasm. NCBI's taxonomy places the organism in Eukaryota, Metazoa, Chordata, Actinopteri, Beloniformes, Belonidae. Gene Ontology annotation, biological process: N-acylphosphatidylethanolamine metabolic process. Bases 104 to 1039 code for a protein of 311 amino acids. The record is from RefSeq and is a predicted model, not a curated record.